AAGUCAGCUUAGUCAGUGUGCUUUCGGUCGUUCGAGCGUUAAUUGUGCGUUCGCUUUGUUCGAAAAGUUUCCUCAAUUUUUACGUUACAAACGCAAACAAAAACCGAGACUUUCACAUCCUUGAGGGUGUCCGUGUUCGCGAUGGCUUCGUCACGGAAAAAACAGGACGAGAGCAACCUGAAAACGCUAAGGGAAUUGGCCAGUUUGGCCCAAAAUAAAUUUUGUUUCGAUUGCGGCCAGAGGGGGCCCACGUACGUGAACGUUACCGUAGGGUCGUUUGUCUGCACGAAGUGUUCUGGAAUUCUACGAGGUAUUACGCCACCACACCGAGUAAAAUCGAUAUCGAUGGCCACUUUCACACCAGAAGAAAUCGAUACCAUCAAAAAUAAAGGAAAUGCCUACUGUAAAAAAGUAUGGUUGGGACUUUACGAAGGUACACCGCCCACUUCUACAGACGAGCAAAGUGUUAGGGAUUUUAUGUUGGAAAAAUACGAAAAAAAGAGAUACUACUUAGAAAACAAGUCAGCCAUGACAAAACCAGAGGUGCCAAACACCCGACCUUGGAUCUCGACUCCCUCGAACGGCAAUAGUCCCAAAUUAAAUGGAAUGCGAAACGGCGUUUUGAAAACCAACUCGAACAACAAUAUUACAAACGGUACCAGCAGAAGUCGACCGGAGGUGAAAAACCCCCACCAGAAUGGCGUUAAGAAUAAUAAUUUAGGGAAUUUCGCUGUAGAUUUUGAUAAGGCCGAUAUUUUUAGUAACAUCUCAACAUCUAGUAAUAGUUCAUCACAAAGCUUCGCCGAUUUUGAACAUAAUCAAGUUUAUAAUGCCAGUAAUAGUAAUGACCAUGAGGACGAGUUUAGCAUAUUCGACCUGCAAUUCUCCAGCUUGGGGCCGACUUUGAACCGGGUGCCCUUAUUCCCCAAGUGUCCCCCCACGAAUCGAUGGAGUAUGCCAGCCUUAGGGUCUCCAAAUCCCUGGAUUACUCAGUCGCAAAACGGUCUCCUCCCAGUUCAAAACGGCGUGAACCAUUCAAUGCAAAAUGGGAUUAAUCAUCCGACUCCGAAUGGCGUGCUCCCGGUUCAAAACGGUCUCUCCAAUGCCCCGGUUGAAGAUAAAUAUGCCGCCCUAAAGGAUCUGGAUAACGAAAUGAAGCAGCAGCAACAGCAGGAUGUUUGGUCCACAACUAAUACGGGAUCUACAGGAUCGCUAUACAGUUCUUCAACGCCGAACACCGGAUCCGCUUACGGUUCGCCAUCACCACAAGGAUCUAUUUUCGGUUCUCCUAGUCAAGGUCAGUUUAUGAGCUCGUUUGCAAAUCUUCAACCGGACACCGCUCCAGCGGUACCCAAUCCGUUUGGUAACAACCAAUGGCCAGUAGCCAACGGGUUUAGCAAUGGUAUGAAUGGCAGUCAGGGAUUCGCGAAUCCAUUUAACGAUCAACCAGUGAAGAUUAAUGGGUUUUCGAAUGGGUUUCAGCCGAUGUUUCCCAGUAACGGGUUGAACCAUAGUGGAUGGGGAGGAAAUCCUUUUAAGAUGGGAGCAGUAGCCACAUCGAUGAACCCAAACAACCCAUUUUUAUGAAACCUAAGAUAGCGACAUUUUAGUUUAACACAGAAGUGAUUUUUUUUUGAAUUUUUUAUUCCCCGUAUAAAAGAGAGGAUUAGAAAUGAAGCCGUUUUGUUGUCUCUCUUAUAUGCUUUAAGAGCUCAGAACAAAGAUACUAAUACGUAGUUAAGGUUAAUCGUGAAAUGUAAUUUAUUCUUAUACGUUGUACUGAUGUAUAUUUUUUUAUUAUUGUUUAUUACGUUAAAAUUUGUAUAUUUAGGUCCAGUUUUUCGCCUUAGUAGCUUCUAACGCUUCAUUAUCUUUGCUGUAAAUUAUGCCAAGUUUAUAUAUAUAUUUGUAACUUCCCAUCUGUUUCUAUACUUUAAAAAUGAUGGGUAAGCAAAGCGAAGCUCAAAAUCUACAGGAUGAUGGAUUUUGGUACCAAAGUUGACCAUUUUUAUUUGUUAAUUUUUUGAGAUAAGUAGGAUCGUUUUUUAUGUAUUGUAAUAGAUGUAGAAUCUCGUCGUUAAGUUUUAGCAUAACUUUCAGGGUGUCCUAUGAUUUUUGUCAGAGUUUUAACUUAAUAACCAUGAAGGCUGGAUUGGUUGCCUAAAAAUUCAAAAAAUAUAUAUACAAAGCUUGAAGAUAUAGGACACCUUGUCUACUAGCAUAUAAUCAAAAUUAUAUCUAUUUUAAAUAUAACGGUGAUCUAAUUAAGGUGGCCUUCAGAUUGUAGUUUUUUCUAGGAUGAUAUGGACUUUUUACUGGAUGUGAAUUAGAUUUUUGAUAAGAUAUAUAUUUGAAAAGGACGCUUUAACCUCUGUAACUAUAUUAAAUCCGCCUAUAUGUAUUUUCAAGAUGUUCUGUGAUAAAUCGAGAAAAAGUGUGCUUUAGAAAGAGAAAUGGCCCUUGAAAAUAUUUGUUUAAAGCUUGUCAAGAAACUAAUUUUAUAUAUGGCUCCAAUCAAAUUUUUGAGUACAGCCUAAAUAAUUUCACAUUGUUGCACACUUGUAGAUGCGUUGAGCCUAAAAAAAAAAUGAAAAUCAAUCAGUGCCGUCCCGGUUUUCAAUCUUUAGCAGACACAAUAAUAUUACAAUUUAAAUAUAUAUUUACAUAAUGUAGCUUUUGAACAAUAUUUAUAUUGCACAAUUAGUUUGUGUUGUAAGUUUUUUUGCGUAUUUUGUACAUACUAUAUUAUAUUUCAUUGUGGAAUAUAUGAUUUAACGUUUUAAUAACACA
This is a messenger RNA of Anthonomus grandis grandis, 2790 nucleotides long. RefSeq names its product arf-GAP domain and FG repeat-containing protein 1 (gene drongo). Gene Ontology annotation, molecular function: GTPase activator activity. The record is from RefSeq and is a predicted model, not a curated record. The transcript has 9 exons. Lineage: Eukaryota; Metazoa; Arthropoda; Insecta; Coleoptera; Curculionidae. The coding region runs from base 142 to 1587 and encodes 481 amino acids.